AUGUCGUUACCACGUUCUGUUUGUCGACCGAGUGACCUGCAGAUCGACUCUACAGGAUCAAUAGCGCAUGGCAACCAGAAUGAAAUGGAAGAUAUUGACUCAGCUAAAAUCAAACCUUGCGCUGAAGAUCAAAUUGAAAAGACAAAUAUAGACAGCAACGAACUGUACCCGGUUCAAAGAGAGACUGACGCGAAAGAUGACGCUCCCUACUGUUCUCUUUCCGAGCGCAGAAAGAUCUCGGUGAUGCUGACAGCAUCAUUCUCUGGCAUAAUAUCCCCAAUAUCCGCCAGUAUCUAUUAUCCAGCCCUUCCCUCCCUUGCAAAGGACAUGCAUGUUUCUAUCUCCUUGAUUAACUUAACCAUCACGACAUAUCUGAUACUACAAGGAAUUUCUCCCUCUUUCACCGGAUCCUUUUCGGACGUCUAUGGACGACGGAUCGCCUAUAUUUUCUGUUUCACCACAUACAUCGGGGCAAAUAUUGGCCUGGCAUUACAGUCUGAUUACGCAGCAUUAAUGGUCUUGCGAUGUGUCCAGGCGGCUGGUAGCAGCGGAACAAUUGCUAUUGGAAGUGCCGUGGUUGCAGAUAUAUCGACACGAGCUGAGCGAGGCAGAUACAUCGCAUAUGCGACUAUGGGGACGACAUUGGGACCGGCCGUGGGACCCGUCAUUGGAGGGCUCCUGGAUCACUUUCUCGGCUGGAGAUGGGUCUUUUGGUUUCUUGUCAUCUUGGGUGGCUUCAAUUUUGCCCUUAUUCUCGUGACGUGUCCGGAAACGUGCCGUGCAGUGGUGGGAAACGGUUCAAUACCUCCUGCCAAAUGGAAUCGGCCUUUGUGGGCGAUGCUGAAAGAAUCACUAAGACCUCAGAGCCAUCAAGUAGAAAAGAGGGUCGAUUAUGAAACUCUAGAAAAGAGCAAAACGCGCCCGAAUCCACUGACAUCAGUGCGUAUCACUCUGGAAAAAGAAGGUGGCCUGAUUCUCAUCUAUGGGGCACUGCUAUAUGCCGGUUACAUGAUUAUUCUGAGCACCCUGACCUCGCAGCUGGAGAGCGAGUACGGAUUCAACUCCAUCCAGGUGGGAUUAUGCUACUUACCACUAGGAGUCGGAAGUAUGACAUCCCGUUGGUCCGCAGGGCCUCUGCUGGAUUGGAAUUUCAAACGGGAAGCCAAGAUCCAAAAUCUACCUAUAGUCAAGAAUCGUCAACAGGACAUCCGGGACUUCAAUAUUGAAAAAGCUCGUUUAACCAUUACUGUCCCUUUCGUGUAUGCUGCUUGCUUGUUCCUCCUUGCAUACGGGUGGGUUAUGAGAUAUCAAACUCACCUGGCGGUUCCGUUGGUGUUGUUGUUCUUCUCCGGCCAUCUUACCACGGGUGCUUUUUCGACCCUUAGCACGCUGAUCGUUGAUAUUCAUCGCCAAAGUGCGGCAACCGCCGUGGCUGCGAACAACUUGUUUCGCUGCUUGCUUGCAGCUGGUGCGACGGCUUUUGCUACACCCCUGAUCGAUCGUAUUGGCAUUGGCUGGACGACUACGUUCAUUGUAGGUGUCUGGUUUGUCUUCAGUGUGCUUCUGUGGGCGGUCUAUUUCCGGGGACAUACAUGGAGAGAAGAGUUGCGUGUUAAACGAAGUGAGGGAGAUGGUAUUCCAGCAUAG
This is a messenger RNA of Aspergillus pseudonomiae, 1647 nucleotides long. RefSeq names its product MFS transporter. Lineage: Eukaryota; Fungi; Ascomycota; Eurotiomycetes; Eurotiales; Aspergillaceae. The record is from RefSeq and is a predicted model, not a curated record. The transcript is spliced from 2 exons. Gene Ontology annotation, molecular function: transmembrane transporter activity. Gene Ontology annotation, biological process: transmembrane transport. The coding region runs from base 1 to 1647 and encodes 548 amino acids.